UGCCGACAACCGCUCUGUUUAUUUACAUUUGAUUGUCUCAAAGCUACCUCCACCGGGUGUCAAUGUUUCCGACCAUUUCCCUACGUCUGUCGUGACAAAAAUGCAAUUCCAAGGCAUGGAUAUGACAAGUGCUACCCUCGGGAACAAAGAACAUCUUCGACCUGAGGGAAGAAAGAAGACCCAGUAUUAUAUAGAGACUAUCUUCAAACCUCCCGAGAAACUAACCUGUACAUAUUACCCAAGUAAUGAUAACUGUCAAUUUCCUUCUGAUGGUCAAGCCUGCAGUGGUUUUGUAGUUAUUGACUUUGCAUCAGUGUUUCAAAGAAUAAGUUUACUUGUAAAAUGCAAAAUAUGUACUGGAGCUGUUAUAUUUUCUCGAGCCCAAAUGGUUGGACUUGGGUUUAAGCUGGUAGUUGAGUGUCGAAACUGUGGUGAACUAGACCGAGUUGACUCAUCCAAGAUCAUUGGACCAACCUCAAAUGAUUAUGAAAUCAACGCAAGGAAUGAACAAGCCUGUCAAUUUCUAGCCAGCACAAGCUCGCACACACAGUCUAAUUUAGCAAAUGAAGCUGUUAACUCACAAGGACCUAUGUAUAGUGGAUCUCCCUUAGCAAACGCCCCGAGGUCGGAUAUGAGGUCACAUACACCGGGGGAAUCAGUGAACUUUCAGAAUUCGCAGGGUUAUUUUCCCUCUAAUGAUUGGCAAAACCACAGCUCCUUUGGUAGACAAGAAGGCAGUCUUGCAAUGCAAACGCCUGUUCCAAUGCCAAUGCCAAUGUCACAUUCUUCCAACUGGCAAAUGGGAUCAGAUGAUGUUAGUGCUUCAGAAACAAGAGGUUCUUGUGGCAAUGAUUCUGAAGGAGAGGAGGAUGAUGAGGAUGAUGAUGAAGGAACCAAUCAACACAAUUUAUCUUUACAACAUAGUCCACACAUGUCACAACAAAAUGAAAACUCAAAUUCAUGGACAAGUGGCUCUCACAAGCCUAGAAGGAAAGUUAUAAAGAAGCAAAGAGCUGAGGGUCAACGUCUAACAUCUGACACUCCACUGCCCAACUUUUCAUCAUAUGUGUUGGCAGAGCUAGCUAAGCCUGCACCAAAGAUGUCAGUAGUUCUUCCACCCUGCAAGGCUUAUAUUGUGGCAGUGACUGGUGAUGAGUACCCCACUAAAAAGGAAUAUGAAAUAUUCUCUCUUAAAAUGAUACUAGCCUAUCCCUCAUUAAGGGAUCCAGAUACUGAACAUGGCUUUGAACGCUUUAAGAAAUCUCUUAGUUCUUCUUUCCGAGCCCGAAGAAGCUAUGAGAAAAAUAUCAGACCUGGGAGGCUAGAAAAAAAGUUAUUACAAAGUGGCUUGGACCCCAGUGCAAUGACCUUACCGCUACCUUCAGUAUUGAACCCAAAUAAUCAAAUACCAUUUAAUCAACCAUCCACAAGCACAUUAAAGGAGCCCAAAUCUGAAGAAGAUUGGAAUGCCAGUAGUGAUUCUGAGGGCAGUGAAUACAGUGGAAACACUUCUCACCAAAAUGCAAAUGCUGGAUCUGAUAAUGAUAGUUAUAGCCCUCGAAAGAAAAAGCCAAGAAGAGUAAUUAAGAAACAAAGGGCAGAGGGUCAGCGUCUAACAUCAGAAACACCAUUGCCUGACUUCUCAAUUGAUGUUCUGACAGAGUUGUCAAAGCCUGCUCCAAGAAUGUCAGUUGUACUACCAACAUGUAAGGCACACAUUGUAGCAGUCACUGGUGAUGAGUAUCCUACCAAAAAGGAGUAUGAAAUAUUUUCUUUGAAAAUGGUGUCUGCAUUUCCAUCUUUAAAAGACCCUGAUACUGAACUUGGUUUUGAGCGUUUUAAAAAAUCACUUAGUGCUUCGUUCCGUGCCAGAAGAAGUUAUGAAAAAAAUAUCAAACCUGUCAGGCAGAGCAGGAAGUCACUAGCACUGGAACCAAUGCAUUCUAAUGACAUGAGUGUCCACUUGGCACUAAUGCAGCCAUCCUCAGCAGAUGAAGAGAUGAGAUUAGCUGAUGAAGAAUUGGCUUCAAUUAAUUUUGAAUUAGAGCCUGACAGAGCAAGGUAUUUAAUUGAUAAGAGCUUUAACUAUCGCAAACGAGCAGUUGCCACUGUUGGUUUUGAAGAAAGUGUUUUUCUACAAACAUACAAACACCUGAGUAACUGUGAUAUGCUUGUUUAUGAAUAUUCACUGAUAGUGAACAUUAGUGUACAAGAUUUAAGGAAUAAUUUUAAUGAGGGUCUACUUGUUCUGACAAAAAUGUUCUGGAACACCUUGGGAUUUUCAAAUGCUGAUGAGGACCUAAAAAAGGCUCAAGUUAUGGUUCACCUUCAAGAGCAUUUCUUAAACCAAAAACAUAAUAGGCAAGAUACCAAACCAAAGCCCCUCUUUGUGAUAAAAAAUGAACUGGCUGCUUUUAAUGAUGGAGACAAUUGCUUCCGGAGCACACAAAUUCCUUGUGCUUUAAUUCUAACAAAUGAAGAAGGUCGCAUAUCAAAGGUUAUGAUUACAUUUAAGGACAGCAUUCUAGUACAGAAGCCUAAUGGAACAGCUUUUGAUGCGUGUUCAUCCCUUCUAGCAUUCUUCUUCAUACUCAACAUCAAAUAUCCUCAAGUAUAUCUAGAUAAUCUUAAGGCUCUUGAAAGGUUGUUAAACAGAAAACUGUGCUUCUCCUCACUUCAAACUACAAUUAGCAGUCCAUAUAGCAACUAUGUUAAACUGUAUGAUGCUACUUUGAAAGAAAUGCAACAGUACAUUUAAUAUGUGCCCAUGGUUUUGUUAAAUGCUUUCAUAUUGAUGUUUCUAUAUCUUGAAGAAUACUAGAAAUUCGUAUGAGAAUUCUGACUUUAUUGACAAAACAAAUGUUUGACUUAGCACUUGUCUAUGGUUUCAAGGGAGUUUCAGUCUCUAUUGUCUUAAGAAAGGCACUAUAAUCUUCCAAAAUGCUCAAUUUUAGUGUUUUGGUGUUUCUUAAGGCUUUUUCUCUUAAAUUCACUAGGUCCUACCUUUGUAUUUCUACUGUACUUUUCCUGUGUUAUUCCUUGUUUUAUUCUUUAUAUUUAUCAGUAUGUUUUGUUUUUUUUUGUUUCGCAUGUUAAUAUGUUAGACAUAUUUAGAAUUGUUCUUUCCUUUCCUUCUGUUCUUUAAAAUCUAAAGUAUAUAAAUCAAAAUAAAUUAUUUGUGUGUAUUAUAAUUUUAUUAGAAAACUGUACUAUCAGUCACGAAAUGUUAGCGUUCUGGCUGUUUAUUUGAAUAGCAAACUUUAUUAUUUGAGAUACCUGAUUCUUUAAUCUAAGUUUUAAAUUGUGUGUGUAAAAUAUUCAUUGUGGCUUUCUCUAGGCCAUAACAGAUUGAUAUGUAUGGCGCACACGUCCAGUGAACUGUGUGGGAAAAGAUUUCUUGGCAGCUAUGGCGCGAGCUACUUCCGUAGACCCUGCAAUAAUUUUAUGAUUCGAUGUCUAAAAUAAAUACAUUUUUAUAUGA
Molecule: messenger RNA, 3481 nt
Organism: Frankliniella occidentalis (western flower thrips)
Lineage: Eukaryota; Metazoa; Arthropoda; Insecta; Thysanoptera; Thripidae
Exons: 12
Coding region: 101-2758 (885 amino acids)
Source: RefSeq, a predicted model, not a curated record